Messenger RNA from Branchiostoma belcheri (Belcher's lancelet), 2461 nucleotides. RefSeq names its product inositol polyphosphate multikinase-like. The record is from RefSeq and is a predicted model, not a curated record. Gene Ontology annotation, molecular function: inositol tetrakisphosphate kinase activity; inositol-1,4,5-trisphosphate 3-kinase activity. Gene Ontology annotation, cellular component: cytoplasm; nucleus. Bases 109 to 1428 code for a protein of 439 amino acids. The transcript is spliced from 6 exons. Lineage: Eukaryota; Metazoa; Chordata; Leptocardii; Amphioxiformes; Branchiostomatidae. Gene Ontology annotation, biological process: inositol phosphate biosynthetic process.
AAAACAAGUGCCCAAGGCCAUAGGGAAGUCACAAAAACAACUUUUCUUUAUAAUUUUGCAAAUUUAGGUUCGGCUGCAGACUGUCAGGAAUGAGACGCGUAUCGUGGUAUGGCUGAAAGCAACGAAAUUUCCUGUAAAAAUCAACUUGACGUCGAACGAACGAGAAAAACCCCGGAGAAGAGCGGAGCACGAGAAGGGGUGUGCACGCCUCCCCUCCCCCGCCGCUGCCGCCCGCUAGCACAUCAAGUCGCCGGGCACCGAUAUGGACAGGGCAAAACCAAGAAAGGUAUGUUACAGCAUGAAGACGGGACGUUACUGAAGCCCCUACAGCCGCCACCACGUGGCCAGAAGGAACUCGGGUUUUACCAGAAGAUUUUUGACGAGAACACAACGAAUCAGGACCUGCUGACUUUAAGACUUUUCAUGCCAAAGUACCUGGGGAAGUUUGUUCCUGAGGAUGACCCUUCACAGGUUUUUAUCAAGCUGGAAGACAUCACCAGAAAGUUCCACCAACCCUGCAUUCUAGAUGUCAAGGUGGGGAGACGCUGCUACGAUCUGGAGGCCACUCCAGACAAGAUUGAACGAGAGAAGAAGAAGUACCCCCCUAUCGACAUUGUGGGGUUCCAACUCAUGGGAAUGAGGAUCUAUAAGAGGAAAACAGGAGAAGUGGUGUACUACGACAAGAAAUAUGGGAGGAGCCUGGAUGAAAACCAUGUCGGCAUGGGUCUGACUAAGUACCUGACCAUGGAUGGAACCUGCCAACUACAAGUCGGAGUGCUGCAGGCCAUCUUGUGUCAGCUGGAGAAAAUCAAACGGUUCAUCAAGACACAGUCUCAGAUCUGCCUCUUCUCCAGCUCCCUCCUCAUUGUUUACGAGGGGGAGCCCGAAAACUCCACGGAGAAAUCCAACUCCGCAGAGCACAGUGCAGAGUACUCUACAGAAAACACAGUCACUAUAGCAAGUGGUGACAUAUCUUUUGAUCAAAUUCACCACUUGUCACAUUCCAAGGGAGAUAAAAAUGGAGCAGGGCAAGAGGGUUUGAGAGAAAGCGUUUCAGACCCAAAAUUGCGGCAAGUCCCAUUCCAGAAUGACUACAGAUCAACACAAAAGGCAGUCAAAGAGAAAAAUGUAAACGGACCACACACACAAGUGUCUGGGGUAGAGGGAAUGGGCAAGACAGAGUCAACUGAACAGGCUAUCACAGGUCACUCAGGUUCACCAAGAGACAGGGAUGCUGAUAGGUUACCGGAGGUAGAAGAUGGGUUAUCCUGUCCAACCAGGGACAUUGAUACAGACUGUAUAGCUCAAGCUAAGAUAGAUGUAAGAAUGAUUGACUUUGCCCAUGUGUUUCCCUCUGAUCACAUUGAUGAGAACUACUUGUAUGGGAUAAAGAACUUAAUAAGCUAUCUAGAAAAGAUAGGUAUAUGAUCAAGACAAAAAGAAUGGACUAUUUUACAAAGAAAAGUUCUCAAACUAUUGUAACAUUCCCCUACAAGGGAUAAUGGGUGAAUAUUUUUAUUGGCAAAAGUCUGGGAAAUUAUCAUCAAAAUUAAUUAUAAUCAAAUACGUCUAUUGGGUAGAUAGUUACUUAUUAUUUUAGGUGAAUAUUUUGUAUAAAAUAUUGUCAAAAGCAGUCCGUCUUGCCAGGUUUUAUUUCUCAUGUUGCUUAUGCAUUUGUACUAUCAAAAACCGUGAUGCACGUAUGUUGUUGAAAAGAGACAAGAUAUAUGUAAGAUUCAAAACAUUAGGGCAAGUAGGGCAAAUUACAUGUCCUUUUCAUUAAAAUUCUGUUAUUUUGUUAUUAUCGUUGAUAGGGGUUCAUAUUAGUUUUGUGAUUAUUUUGUGUUUCAGUUUUAUUGUUACAUACGUGUGCCACUUAUUUUUGCAUGCCGUGGUUUUCUUUUGUAUGGUAUGUUUUGAAAGCCAAAUAAAGAUAAUUGAAAAAAAAAACAGAUUCAAUUGCAUAACUGGUAAACAACAUUGAGGCAUAAUACAGCAGUUUUGCAGUAUUUUUUUUUACUUUUUUUUGUACUGGUUGGGUUUCUCAACUGUUGAUAUGGACAUACCUCUUCUCCUAUUGAUACAUUGGUAUGUAAAAUACAUCUGUAAUACUAGUAGCCAGUCUGAAGAAUGUGUACAUGCUAUACUAGUACAAGGUACUAUCAUGUACAGCUAAUGAAGUAAAAGCACCAUAAACGUGCCAUACCACGUUUUCUUGCUUAUGCUUAUGGCAAUAUCCCUAAAAAUGCCUCUCCUAUUAGGUCAGUUAGUCCUCUCCAUGACUCAAGCUUGUCUCAAGCAUUGAUGUUUUUGACUUAGCUAGGGAGAAGAGAUGCUGUUCCAGUAACACAAAUUUAAUUCCAGCGGUCUUUUGGCCUUGCACUGAGCAAAAUCGUUUUAAAAAUGCAUGAAAGUCAAUGUUCGGAACAUGUAGAUCAGAUGUUUCGACUUCUCAAAUGAU